AUGGAGUAUUCUCUGCGCUUCUUUUCAUGGAGUUUAGUUUUAUGUGCUUUACUUGUAUAUCCAAGUGAAAACUCUCUAUGUUGGGGAUGUAAAGCAGAGGAGAGAGGAGCUCUCUUAGAGCUCAAAUCUUCCAUUGAAGAAUAUUGGAUUGAAUCUCCUCUCCUCCCAUCGUGGAGAAAUGAGAGUGACUGCUGCCAGUGGGAUAGAGUAAAGUGUGACAAUAUCACCAAGCAAGUGAUAGAACUUUCACUGUCGAAACUGUAUCUUAAUUCGACCAUAUUCUAUGAAGGCAGGGAGUGGAACUUGAAUUUCAGUCUGUUUAACUCCUUUAAACAACUUCGACGCCUCGAGCUGUCCGGUAAUCGAAUUAGUGGAAUACUGCCAUCUGAAGGGUUUUUAGGAAAUCUAUCUUCUCUUGAGAUUAUUGAUUUGGGAAUCAAUAGUAUGUGGGGGCCACUUCCAUUCCAAGUCUUUGGCAGAUUACAGAACCUAAAUGAGUUGAAUCUAGGAGGAAAUCAGUUCAAUGGAAGUCUUCCUCCAUCUCUGGGUUUCCUUCCAACGCUUAAACGCCUCGAUCUUUCCCUAAAUGAUUUUGAAGGAAAUAUUCCUCCAUUCUUCUUCGCCAAUCUCACUUCGCUCGAGUAUAUAGACCUUUCUUCCAACAUGUUUAAUGGACAUCUUUCAUUCAUCGCAUUUGCGAAUCAUUCCAAGCUUUCAGUCAUCAUCCUUUCAAGAAACAAUGGGUUAAUGGUAGAAACCGAAUAUCAGCGUUGGGUUCCACCAUUCCAGCUGAAACAGCUCAUGUUGCCGGAUUGCAACCUUAACAAGAACAUUCUUUCCACUCCCAAAUUUUUAUACUCACAGCAUGCAUUAGAAGCCAUCGAUCUGUCCCAUAACAAGUUGCUUGGAAAUUUCCCCAUUUGGUUGUUAGAAAACAAUACAAAAUUAUCAUACAUAAAUUUGAAAAACAACUCACUGAGUGGCAAGAUCCAUCUUCCAAUAGAUCCCAAAGCAAGCAUUCAUGCAGUCGAUGUAUCCACGAAUAACAUGACUGGACAAAUUCCCUCAAACAUCGGUCUGAUCCUUCCUCAUCUAAUUUUCUUGAAUUUUUCUAGAAAUGAUUUAAGCGGAAACAUCCCUUCCUCGAUAGGUUACAUCACUGGUUUGAAUGUGUUGGAUCUAUCCAAUAAUCACUUCUCCGGUGAAAUACCCCAUCAGCUGACCACAGGUUGCCUUCAAUUACAAGUCUUGAAGCUAUCAAAUAAUAAUCUUGAUGGAGAGAUGCUUCCUGGGAACCCCAACCUCUCUAUUCUAUGGUAUCUGUCUUUGGACGGUAACAAGUUCACAAGAACUAUUCCCGUCAGCUUGUCUUACAGUUCUUCCCUCCAGACCUUAGAUAUUCGAAAUAAUCAAUUAUCUGGAAAUCUUCCAGAAUCAUUUGGAAAUCUUUCCCAGUUGAACACACUUUUAGCAGGAGGAAAUCGUCUUGAAGGUCCAAUUCCAACUCAAUUGUGCAAUUUGAAGUGGCUUCAAAUAUUGGACCUCUCCCAUAACAGAUUUUCAGGGCAAAUUCCUUCUUGCUCUAGUUCACCGUGGUUGGAGUAUAUUAACUUGAAAGGCAAUGAUUUAACCGGAUCAAUCUCGAGCAUUCCUUUCAAUACCUCGACGUUGGUUGUACUGGAUGUUGGAAAUAAUCAUCUUUCUGGCAAGCUUCCAAGAUGGAUAGGAGAUCAAAAACUGCUCAGAAUUCUUCUCCUUGAAGGAAAUGAUUUCUAUGGUUCUAUUCCAUUGCAUUUAUGCAAGUUAAACAGUUUGCAGUUGCUAGAUCUUUCCAACAACAAGUUUUUUGGAACGGCGCCCCAUUGUUUCGACAAUACUACACUUGGGAAAGCAGAAUCGACCUUUGAUCAGUCAUUUUGGGUCACAGGAGUAUCAUGGUUCUCAUGGAGUGUUCCUAUUUCAGUGAACAAAGAUUUUUAUGUUGAGUUCGUUUCAGAAUCUGAGUUCCCAGAAGUAGAGUUUGUGACGAGUGGAAGUACGCAUCAAUAUGAAAAGCAGCAAUGGUACUCAACCAUCGGAAUGGAUCUUUCGGCAAAUGAGCUGACAGGCAACAUACCGCUGGAAAUGGGCAACUUUUCUCAGAUUCAAGUGUUGGAUAUGUCCAACAAUCACUUCACCGGUUCGAUUCCUGGAUCGUUUUCAAACCUAAAUCGAAUCGAAAGUUUGGAUUUGUCCCAUAAUGAACUGAGAGGAUCGAUCCCAUCGCAGCUGACCCAGCUUCCCUCUUUGGUUGAAUUCUCUGUGGCCCACAACAAUCUAUCUGGGAGGGUUCCAAAUUUCAAGACUCCGUUCAACGUGAGUAGCUAUGAAGGCAACAAUGGUCUUUGUGGCCCACCACUGAAGAAGCGAUGCACUUCCAAUUAG
Molecule: messenger RNA, 2424 nt
Organism: Magnolia sinica
Lineage: Eukaryota; Viridiplantae; Streptophyta; Magnoliopsida; Magnoliales; Magnoliaceae
Product: receptor-like protein 15
Exons: 3
Coding region: 1-2424 (807 amino acids)
Molecular function (GO): protein binding
Source: RefSeq, a predicted model, not a curated record